AUGGUUUGGUGCGAGUUCCAUGGGACCCCAGGGCAUAAAACCACAUAUUGUAAACACCUCCAAGAGGAAGUGGCUAACAUGCUUGUCAGGGGUCAUCUUCGUGAGUAUCUCAAUGAAAGCGAGAAAAAUAACUAUGGUAGAGUCGGAUCAGACGAAGAAAAAGGUGCACUCUGCGCUUCACCGCAUGUAAUAAACAUGAUUUUUGGCAGAUCUAUGAUUGCUGGGACCAGCUUUCACGCUUCCAGAAAGAUGAACAUCUCGGUAACACGGGAGAAAAGAACUCUGGACUUCCCGGAGGAGGAUUUGAUUGCUUUCUCUGACGAGGAUGCAACGGGCAUUACUUUACCUCACAAUGAUGCCUUGGUUAUCACUGUGUUUAUUGGCUGCUGUCAGGUAAGGCGUGUGAUGGUUGAUCUGGGGAGCUCGGCUAGUAUUCUCUGUUGCAAGUAG
This is a messenger RNA of Lycium barbarum (goji berry), 450 nucleotides long. RefSeq lists its product as uncharacterized. The transcript has a single exon. Lineage: Eukaryota; Viridiplantae; Streptophyta; Magnoliopsida; Solanales; Solanaceae. The coding region runs from base 1 to 450 and encodes 149 amino acids. The record is from RefSeq and is a predicted model, not a curated record.